Harmonia axyridis is the source of this 802-nucleotide messenger RNA. Its product is annotated as probable E3 ubiquitin-protein ligase XERICO. Gene Ontology annotation, biological process: protein ubiquitination. The record is from RefSeq and is a predicted model, not a curated record. Gene Ontology annotation, molecular function: ubiquitin protein ligase activity; zinc ion binding. Bases 46 to 342 code for a protein of 98 amino acids. Lineage: Eukaryota; Metazoa; Arthropoda; Insecta; Coleoptera; Coccinellidae. The transcript is spliced from 2 exons.
AAACUUAGUAGAAGUUAGUAGAACAGUGUUUAAUUUAAAUUCACAAUGUCUGAAAAUCUAUUGGACGCAAUUUGUUUCAUCCCUGUUAAUUAUAAUUUAACAGAGGAGGAACUUAAUAGAACAGUGAUAGACUCUAUGAAAAGGGGCGUACUAGAUGGAGAAUGUAGCGUUUGUCUCAGCGACAUAUCAGGAGACAUAUACCUCACGGGAUGCGUACACUGUUAUCAUAAGGAGUGCUUGCAGGAAUGGGUUGCGCAUUCAAAUGAGUCCUGCCCCUUAUGUAGGACAUCACUGAUAAUAGAGAAAACCUUCCGGAUAUUUGACAUGAAAUCGAAUCGAUGAAUCAUGAUUCAUCGAUUCCAUCCGGAAGGUUUUCUUUUUUUUAAUUGUAUAAUUUUGUAAGGAUCUUUGAUAUAAUCAUUGACAUUGUAUAAAUAUUGUGUUAAUAAAAUGUAAUAUAUUUAAAUUAUUUAAAAAUUUUUCUUCAUCCCAAUCCCCAUAAAGCUAACUGAUGAAGCGUCAUUUGAUUAAAAAUGUAGAUGAAUGUUCUGAAUAAAACAAUAAUAAUAUAUUUCAAAAAUAAUCUCAGCCAUAUAUGGCAUUUGAAUUAGAAUUGAUUUCGCUUGAUCCAAUAGUCAAGAAUAGGCAUGCUCAUUCAGAAAUGGACACAAAGAAGGCCUAAUGUGAUACGGGGAUAAUAAAAAAUUUGUUCACCAAGAUAAAGCGGAUAUUUGUGGUAACCAAUUUCUGAUUAAAUGUCUUUUUUUAUGUAUACAGGGUGAGUCUUUGACUUGUACAUAUA